ACAAAAAAUUCGCGAACAUGUCGCGUCAUUUGAUCGGUUUGUGCUUCUUGCAAUUGGCUUUACUUAUUAAUGCUACUGGCCUCUAUACAGUGAUAGCUCCGGGUACCAUUCGAUCGACUUUUAAGUACAAUGUAGCCGUGUCUAUUCAUAAAGCCGAUGGUCCCAGCAAAAUAAAAGUUGGCAUUACCGGACCCUCUUAUAAUGAGACAAAAGAUUUGGAAUUAUUGCCCAUGACCACAAAAAAUGUUGAAUUUGAUGUACCAAAAUUGUCGAGCGGUGAUUAUAAUCUCACUGCCGAGGGCGUUGAGGGUGUUAUCUUCAAGAAUACCACCAAAUUGAAUUAUGAAAAUAAUAAGCCAUCGGUCUACAUACAGACUGAUAAGGCUACAUAUAAGCCGGCGGAUUUAGUGCAAUUCCGAGUAUUGUUUUUAGAUGAACAGACGCGACCUGCUGCGAUUGAUAAGCCAAUUCAGAUUGUGAUCAAUGAUGGAGCCCAGAAUCGUAUCAAACAGUGGUCAAAUGUCAAGCUAAUCAAGGGCGUGUAUACCGGUGAGUUGCAGUUGUCCGAUCAGCCAGUAUUGGGCAAAUGGCAAAUCGAGGUCAGUGUUGAGGAUCAAGACUUGAAGCAAAGUAAAUCAUUUGAUGUGGAUAAGUAUGUGCUGCCCAAGUUUGAGGUUAGUGUGGAAUCACCUAAAGAUAUAGCCGUGGCUGAUGGUUCUGUCAAGGCCACAGUUAGAGCCAAAUAUACCUAUGGUAAGCCGGUGAAAGGCAAAGCUCUGGUUACAUUUGAACCCUCUGGCUUCUAUGGAUCAAGUGGUGACAUACGGCAAGAGAAAACCAUUGAUGUGGAUGGCAAGGGUCAUGUCGAAUUCAAUAUCGGAGGCACUCAAUUCAGAAGCCAUUAUAUUCCUCCAAUGAAAAUUUUUGCCAUCGUAACGGAAGAGCUGACGGGCAAUAAACAAAAUGCCUCAACCACUGUCAACCUUCAUAGUCAACGUUACAAUCUAGAAGCAGUCGAUAAGCCACCAAAUUAUCAUCCAGGCAAAAAACUCACUUACAAAGUGGUAGUAAAGAAUCUCGAUGGUUCUCCUUUGCAAAAUGCUCAAAAGAAGGUAAAACUUACACUGGGAUCUUCACGCUAUUAUUUUCCUUGGAGAGGUGCCCCAGAACAGAUUACCAACAAUGACGAUAUAAGUCUAGAAGCUCCAGUAAAUGAACAUGGCAUAGCCACAUUUGAAUUCAAUAUCCCCGAAAACGAAACUCGCUACUUACAAGUGGAGGCUAAAUAUGAUGACUCUUUCUCUAAUUUGGGUAGUCUGCACAAAUUCCAGCCUGCUGUCGAAAGUAACGACCCCUUAAAGAUUGUUUUGAAGACGCAACCCCUAAAAUUGGGCAAAAGUGUAUCAUUUGAAGUCAAGUCGAAUGCUGAGAUACCCUAUUUUGCCUACACUAUUGUAGCGCGUGGUAAUAUUGUGGAAAGUGAUUAUGUUGAUGUUCCAGAAGGUCGUAAAACUCAUACAGUUAAAUUUACACCAACAUUCGCCAUGGUGCCAAAAGCUACAAUUUUCGUCUAUUACAUUUUCGAUAAUGAGUUGCGUUUUGAGGAGGAAACCCUCAAUUUUGACAAGGAUUUCGAAAACUCGAUUGAAAUCUCUGCACCUAUCGAUGCGAAACCCAGUGAGGAAGUUAAAUUGAAGGUAAAAACCGAUGCAGACUCAUUUGUUGGACUUUUGGGUGUAGACCAGAGUGUUCUCUUGCUUAAAUCUGGCAACGAUCUCGAUCGUGAGACUAUAUUCUCUGACCUUAAUAAAUAUCAAACUUCAACACCCUCACAAAGGGGAUACGGACGUUAUCCAGGCCAAACCUCUGGCUUAGUUACCUUAACCAAUGCAAAUUAUCCCUAUAAUACAGGUUUCCUGGUUGAUUAUGAUAUGGAAUUUUCGGACGAAAUUUUAUACAUGAUAUCUGCUAACUAUGAUGAUUCAAUCUCUGGACGAUUAUUGGAACCCAAAACUUUUGAAGAAAAUUUAGUGAGACGAUUAGAUAUGAUAGUACCAAGUAGUACAACACGGACACAAAUACGUAAAGAAUUUCCCGAAACUUGGAUACAUUUUAAUAUUGAAAACGUGGAUGAAACUGGAUUUGCCAACUUGACCAAAAAGAUACCAGAUACCAUUACCUCUUGGGUGAUUACUGGCUUCUCUCUGAAUCCAACAACGGGCUUAGCCUUGACUGAGAGUCCUACUAAAAUUCGGGUAUUCCAGCCUUUCUUUGUGUCAACCAAUUUGCCAUAUUCUGUUAAACGAGGUGAAGUUAUUGCCAUUCCUGUGAUCAUUUUCAAUUACUUGGACAAGAAACUAGAGGCUGAGGUUGUCAUGGACAACUCGGACCGGGAAUUCGACUUUACCGAGGCCACCAAUGAAGUAGAGGAGAAAUCAAUUGACGAAGUUCGUCGUGUAAAACGUGUGACCAUACCGGCAAAUAGUGGUCAAAGUGUUUCAUUUAUGAUACGGCCAAAGAAUGUGGGAACAACUACUCUAAAGAUUACAGCAACGUCUCCAUUGGCUGGCGAUACAAUACAUCAGAAACUAAAAGUGGAACCCGAAGGUGUGACCCAGUAUGAGAAUCGUGCUGUUUUUAUAAAUCUUCCUGAGCAGUCUGAAAUGAGCGAAGAACUAGAUGUCGAUGUACCCAAGGAAGCUGUUCGCGAUUCCGAGUUCAUUGAAUUCUCAGUGGUCGGAGAUCUAUUGGGUCCAACCCUUCAGAAUUUGGAUAAUUUGGUCCGUAUGCCAUACGGUUGUGGUGAACAGAAUAUGGUAAAUUUUGUGCCAAAUAUUUUGGUAUUAAAAUACUUGGAAGUUACCAAUCGCAAAAUGCCUGCCAUUCAAAAGAAGGCUAAGAAAUUCUUAGAAAUCGGCUAUCAGCGUGAAUUAUCAUAUAAGCACGAUGAUGGCUCUUAUAGUGCCUUUGGCAAAUCAGAUGCAGCCGGCAGUACUUGGCUAACAGCCUAUGUGAUGCGUUCCUUCCAUCAGGCAGGCAAAUAUACUGAUGUAGAUCCAAAAGUCAUAGUGGCUGGCCUCGAUUUUCUAGUGUCUAAGCAAAAGGAAAAUGGCGAAUUUCCCGAAUUGGGUAAAUUAUUUGAUAAUGCCAAUCAUAAUGCUUUGGGACUUUCAUCGUUUGUCUUGCUGGCCUUCUUUGAGAAUCAUGAACUCAUGGACAAAUAUAAGCAAGCCAUUGACAAGGGUGUUCAAUAUGUGGCCGAAGAGGUGGACAAAACUGAUAAUCAAUAUUCCUUAGCCAUUGCAUUGGUGGCCUUACAACUGGCCAAACAUCCCAAGUCUGAAAAGGUUAUUGCGAAAAUUGAAACUAUGGCCAAACAAGAGGAUGGUCGCAAAUGGUGGUCCAAGGCCAAGGAAGAUUCAACCUCCAAUGAUCGCCGUUCCUAUUGGCAUCCUCGUAGCAAUGAUGUGGAAAUCACCUCAUAUAUACUCUUGGGCCUGCUCGAGAAAUAUCCCGCCGAGGCUUCAUUGCCCAUAAUUAAAUGGCUGAUUUCCCAGCGGAAUAGUAAUGGCGGUUUCUCCUCCACCCAGGAUACUGUUAUUGGCUUGCAGGCUCUUACCAAGUUUGCCUACAAGACUGGCUCUGGUAGUGGCACCAUUGACAUCGAUUUUACACCGUCUAAUGGCACACAGGAUACGAUUAAAGUUAAUCCUGAAAACUCUCUAGUCUUGCAGACUCAUGUGCUACCAAAGUCAACGCGUAAAGUGGACUUUACAGCCAAGGGCAAGGGUUCCGCUAUGGUGCAACUUUCGUAUCGCUACAAUCUGGCCGAAAAGGAUAAGAAGCCUAGUUUCAAAGUCACUCCUAGUGUAAAGGAUACUCUCAAGAAGAAAUUGCUAGUCGAGGUAUGUGCUGAGUAUAUCCCACUUGAGGAUAGCGAUCAAAAGAAGGACUCAAACAUGGUAGUAAUUGAAAUAGCCCUGCCUUCUGGAUAUGUCAGUGAUUCUGAUAAAUUUGAUCAAAUUAAAGCUGUCGAUCGAGUGAAACGCAUUGAAACCAAGAACUCUGACUCUACAAUCAUAGCCUAUUUCGAUAGCCUCACGCCCGGAGAUGUUAAGUGCAUUCCCGUCGAGGCUAAUAAAGCUCAUGCAGUGGCUAAACAGAAGCCGGCAUCAGUUUCCAUAUAUGAUUACUACGAUACCGAACGUCGUGCAACCGAAUACUAUGAAGUGAAGAACUCUCUUUGCGACAUCUGUGAGGCAGAUGAUUGCGGAGCUGGUUGCAAGAAGCCUUAAAGGCAAACAGAUUUUAUUUUCAAAUAAAUCAUAUACAUAAAUAUGCGCACUUAAA
This is a messenger RNA of Drosophila willistoni, 4350 nucleotides long. RefSeq names its product CD109 antigen (gene Tep2). Gene Ontology annotation, cellular component: extracellular region. The coding region runs from base 18 to 4295 and encodes 1425 amino acids. The record is from RefSeq and is a predicted model, not a curated record. Gene Ontology annotation, molecular function: endopeptidase inhibitor activity. Lineage: Eukaryota; Metazoa; Arthropoda; Insecta; Diptera; Drosophilidae. The transcript has 8 exons.